GACACACAGACUCCUCUGCCCAGUGCUAUCACUGACGUGGUAAACCUUGGACAGGGGAAUCCUAAAUGAUCUGCUGGGGGGCUAUAAAUGCCUCUGAACGAGCAGAGGCUGGACUGAACCACUCUGAACAACAGCACAACUGGGACAGAUCACCUGGACACGUGUGUCUCAUCGAGUGGUCUCCUUCAAGACAAGUGCCUCUGUUCAGGCUGUAGUUUUGUCAGCUGAGGUCUAAAAGAACUACCUUAAGGUGCACUGGGUUAAGGUGAGACAGGUAGAGAGGGAACACGGUUCAGACCAGAGAUAAGUCACGUACUGAACUCAAAGGCAGGUGAAGUGGGCUAACAGAAGUGUUUGGACAGCUUUAGCUUUGAGAAACUACACAAUUGGACAAUGGCACCACGACCAAAGCAAGAGGAUGAAUCUGAAGGGAAGCCAACAGAAACACUUGACGUUCCCCAAAAGAAGUCUCUGUCCAUGGCCCCUGCUCUUUCCACAGCGGCUCUGAUUGAGGAUGAUCCCUGGGACAUGCCUGAAUUGCAGGACACAGGAGUUAAAUGGGCAGAUCUGGACACUAAUGGGAAGAUCUUGAGAGUUAUAAUCACAGUAGCAAAAUUUAUUGUGCUGGUUGGUUUGCUCUACAUGUUUGUUUGCUCACUGGACAUCCUCAGCUCAGCUUUCCAGCUUGUUGGAGGGAAAACAGCAGGGGACAUCUUCCAGGAGAAUGAAGUGCUCUCAAACCCUUUGGCAGGCCUGGUAAUUGGGAUGCUGGUAACUCUCCUAGUCCAGAGCUCCAGCACCUCCUCAUCUAUUGUGGUCAGCAUGGUCUCUUCUGGAUUGCUGGAUGUCUCAACUGCUGUUCCUAUUAUUAUGGGGACCAACAUUGGCACAUCAGUCACAAAUACUGUUGUAGCCAUGACACAAGUUGGCGACAGGAACAAGUUCCGCAGGGCAUUUGCGGGAGCCACAGUGCAUGAUUUCUUUAACUGGCUUUCUGUCCUGGUGCUGUUGCCACUGGAAAUUGCCUCAGGUUACCUGGUGAGGCUCACAGGCCUCAUAGUGACUUCAUUUAAUAUCCAGAGUGGAGAAAACGCACCAGCCCUUCUGAAUGUUAUCACUGACCCGCUCACGCAAUCUAUCAUUGAGCUGGAUGAGUCUGUGAUAAGCGGCAUCGCCAUUGGAGACCCUGAAGCCAAAAACAAAUCUCUCAUCAAGGUCUGGUGCCAGACAGCCUCAAACACGACUCUCCAGAAUGUGACAGCAACAAAUUGCAGUGACUAUUAUUGUUGGGAAUUGAAAAAUGUUACAGAAAUUAUAAACAUUAAAAAAUGCAAUCACAUCUUUGUAAACACAAGCCUUUCUGACAUGGCGGUGGGUCUGAUUCUACUGGCUUGUUCUCUGCUCGCCCUGUGCACUUGCCUAAUUUUGAUCGUGAAACUGCUCAACUCAAUGCUCAAGGGCCAGGUUGCUGUUGUCAUCAAGAAGAUAAUGAACACUGAUUUUCCAUUUCCAUUUGCAUGGCUGACUGGAUACAUUGCAAUUCUGGUUGGAGCAGGAAUGACCUUUAUUGUCCAGAGCAGUUCUGUCUUUACCUCGGCUAUAACUCCUCUUGUUGGUAUUGGUGUUAUAAAAAUUGAAAGGGUAUAUCCUCUUUCGCUGGGAUCCAAUAUUGGAACAACUACCACUGCAAUAUUAGCCGCCAUGGCUAGUCCAGGGGAAACACUUGGAAAUUCAUUACAGAUCGCCUUGGUUCAUCUCUUCUUCAACCUCUCCGGGAUUUUGCUGUGGUACCCAUUCCCUUUCACACGUCUCCCCAUUCGAAUGGCAAAGGCUCUUGGUCAAAUAACAGCCGAGUACCGUUGGUUUUCGGGCUUCUACAUCAUCUUCUGCUUCUUCGCUUUACCUCUAUUCGUCUUCGGCCUUUCUUUGGCCGGUUGGCAGGUCCUUGUGGGGGUUCUUGUUCCCAUAGUGGCUGUUCUGAUCUUCGCUAUCAUUGUUAAUAUUCUACAGAAGCACAAACCUCAGUGGCUUCCUUCCGCUCUCCGGUCUUGGAACUUCCUCCCUCUUUGGGCCCACUCUCUUGAACCAUGGGAUAGAGUGGUUUCCAUAAUAGCCGCUCGCUGUUGCUGUUGCUGCAAGUGCUGCAAUGUUACGGAAGAAGAUGAAGAGAAGGCAAAACAUGAAAAGAUAGAGAUGUAUGAUAAUCCGACAAUGACUGAUGAGAUCAAGGAGGCCAAGAAAACAUCAGACAGUUGUGAAAUCCUCAAGGCAACCUCUUUAUAGAGAUUAACAGAGCACUAUGGGUUAUUACCUAUCAUAUCCAACUCAAACUGGAAUAGUUUUGUUAAUACUUGAAGUUGACAGUAAGUUAUAUAGUAAGUUAUAUCAGUGGACUUAACAGGAAGAAUAAAGAGAAAACCAGUAUAUUUAAUUUCACCAUUUAUUUUUAAAGUCUUAAAUUUAUAUUUGACAUUUUUAUACAAAGAUUCUAUUUUGUACAGGACAUUGUAAAUGUUAUUGUUAAAUAUACAAUCUUAUGUUACACACUGUGAGAUUUUUUGAUUGUUCUUUUACAUGUAUCAACAUGAAAUGCAUACUUUUAUUUUAAUACCUCUUGUUGGAAAUAAAUGCCAUCUAUCACACAAACAAGUCUAAUGUAAAAUCUGUUUUAAAUCAGAGUGUUCUGUGCAUUAUUCUCCAUUUUACUGUUGUCCUUUUAUUUAUUUAACAUGGGCCCAUACUGUAAAAAAUUGCCAUGAUUUUAGAAUAUUAAACUGUAAUUUCUUGCAGUAAAUUACUGUAUUUGUAAUUUUAAUAGUGUUACAAAACACAACUGGUUGCACUGUGAUACAUGGAUAAAGCAAGAUUGACUUUUAUGUCUGAUCAUUUAGUACUAUGCAGUACAAAUAUUUUACUGUAUAGUACAGAAAUAAUAUAAUUUUUUAUAAACAAGGAGGAAUUAAUGUUGUUAUUGUUAAUCGUUGUGAUUCUACAGGACAAUGUCUUUGUCAUUUCCUGCUCUUGUUCACUGUGAAGUCAAUGUAUUUUGUAAUUUAAUUGUGAUGAAUUCUAGAACUAUUGUAAAAAAA
This is a messenger RNA of Megalobrama amblycephala (Wuchang bream), 3089 nucleotides long. RefSeq names its product solute carrier family 34 member 2a (gene slc34a2a). Gene Ontology annotation, biological process: sodium-dependent phosphate transport; intracellular phosphate ion homeostasis. Gene Ontology annotation, molecular function: sodium:phosphate symporter activity. The record is from RefSeq and is a predicted model, not a curated record. Gene Ontology annotation, cellular component: vesicle; brush border; apical plasma membrane. The transcript has 13 exons. Bases 394 to 2283 code for a protein of 629 amino acids. NCBI's taxonomy places the organism in Eukaryota, Metazoa, Chordata, Actinopteri, Cypriniformes, Xenocyprididae.